AUGUUGGCUAUUAGAUCUCGUUUCUCACAGGAUCACGGAGAGAUCCCAGAACGUUCCUGGGAUAGCGAUUCAAAACUCUCAAGCCCGAAAAAACAUUUUCUUGCUAGAGCUAGUGGAGAUAAUCUGUGGCGUGUCUGGACAAUUCUUUGGUUGGGGCUGGCGGCCCUCGUAACUCUGGCUUUAGCAGAAGAGAAGAAGGCAGAGGCCAAGGUCGAAAAGCAGGCAGCACCAUCAGAUGAUAAGAAACAAGAAAAGAGAGGACUCUUAGGAUUUGGCUUCGGUCAUGGAGGUGGUUUCGAUGGCGGUUAUGGAGGUGGUCACGGUAUCUCUGGAGGAGAUAUCGGUCUGUCUCUCCACGGUGGUGACAUCGGAGGAUACGGAGGCGGAUAUGGAGGUGGAUAUGGAGGCGGAUACGGUGGAGGCUAUGGUGGUGGAUAUGGCGGUCAUCAUGAAGAACACAUCAAGGCCAUCACCAUCCAUAAGGAAGUAGCCGUACCAUACCCAGUCACCGUCGAGAAGAAGGUACCUUACCCCGUCAAGGUCCCCGUCGACAGGCCAUACCCCGUCCAUGUACCAAAGCCAUACCCAGUCCACGUUGAGAAGCCAGUACCAUACCCUGUCAAAGUACCUGUACCAGCCCCCUAUCCAGUCACUGUCGAGAAGCACGUUCCAUACCCAGUCAAGGUCCCAGUAGACAGGCCUUACCCAGUUCAUGUACCAAAGCCAUACCCAGUCUACGUAGAAAAGAAGGUCCCAUACCCCGUUGAGAAGCACAUCCCAUACCCAGUCAAGGUUCCAGUAGACAGGCCGUACCCAGUGCACGUACCAGUUGAAAAGCCAGUUCCAGUGCCAGUUGAGAAGCCAGUUCCCUACCCAGUCAAAGUCCCAGUGGACAGGCCCUACCCAGUGCACAUCCCCAAACCCUACCCAGUACCUGUUGAGAAGCCAGUACCUUACCCAGUAGAGAAGCCAGUGCCUUAUCCAGUGAAGGUACCAAUCAAGAUCCCAAUCAAGGUGCCUUAUCCAGUAGAAGUCAAAGUUCCAGUCCACAUCCCAGUCCACUCCCAUGAUCACGGGCACUCUUACGGAGGCUACGGGGGCGGCUACGGAGGCGGCUAUGGAGGCGGCUAUGGAGGAGGAUACGAGUCAUACCAUCACUAAGUUACCAUGAUUACCUUACCAAUUCAAUUGUGAUCUUUUUUAUACUUUAACUUAAAUAUAUUUUUAUACUUUUUUUUUAUAAAUACGACUUUUUAUUCUAUACACCAUUUCCUUCGUAGUGUUGUA
This is a messenger RNA of Nezara viridula (southern green stink bug), 1287 nucleotides long. NCBI's taxonomy places the organism in Eukaryota, Metazoa, Arthropoda, Insecta, Hemiptera, Pentatomidae. The record is from the annotation of a GenBank genome assembly.